Panicum virgatum (switchgrass) is the source of this 2385-nucleotide messenger RNA. RefSeq lists its product as uncharacterized. The record is from RefSeq and is a predicted model, not a curated record. Bases 507 to 1961 code for a protein of 484 amino acids. The transcript has a single exon. Lineage: Eukaryota; Viridiplantae; Streptophyta; Magnoliopsida; Poales; Poaceae.
AAGAUCUUCUAGCAGUUCUUUUUACCGAGCAGUACCAGCAGUAUGUACGGUAUUCACAUCACACUGCCACUAAUUUACCCGUUACCACCCAAGUUAAUCCGUGUCAUCACGCAUUAAAAAAGAACACCCCCCUCGUCGUCGUCCUACCACGCUAGGGGGCGGGGGCAGUAGAGUUUGGCAGCUCGACGGUUUGACGUCUGCCUCCGGGAGGCGGAGACGCACCACGUGACCUUGGUACCAGCUGUACCAACCCAUCUUCUUCUCCUCCCAACCCCUGCCGCGGCGGUGGUGGUGUGUGCGGUUCGCCUCCCACUCACUUCACACUCUCUCGCGCGCACACAGUUCCGCUCGAUCUCUGUCCGUAUAUAUCGCGCAGGGGAUUCCUUAACCCUCCCUCACGCCUCCGUCCGUCCGGACCCCGCCCGGAUCCGCCGCCGCCGCCGCCGCCGCACUCUCCAGGCUCCACUCCCAAAGCCCCGCCUAGAUCUUCCGCGCCAGCCAGCCCAAUGGCGCCUUGGUCGCCGCGGCCCCUGCUGGUGCUGGUCCUGCUGCUCGCGCUCCUCUGCUCCCACAUUGCGCUCUGCGCCUCCGCCGAGCCGGGGAAGCCCAAGGCCAAGCCGAAGGCCUCCGGCGGCCGGAAGGCGCUGCUGGCGGCGUCCUCCGCGGGUGACGACGGGGAGGAGGCGCCGGCGGCCAAGCCGGCCAAGAUCGCCGCCGCGGCGGCGGGCAAGAUCAAGAAGAAGCUCGUCGGCGACGCCAAGAACCAGACCAAGGUCGCCAAGGCCAAGAAGUCGGAGUCGGCCCCCGCGGCGAAAGGGGCCGCCAAGAAGGCCGCCGGGAAGGCGGCUCCGGGCGGGGACGCCGCCAUUGCCAAGGUCCCCAAGGCGGACAAGGCCAAGGUCCCGAAGCCGGACAAGGCGGCGGCCGCCAAGGCCAAGGGCGCCGAUUCGGCCAAGCCCACCAAGGUUAAGGGCGACGAUUCGGCCAAGCCUGCCAAGGCUGCCAAGGCGGGGAAGCCGGCGAAGACGGCGAAAUCUGAGGUCGCGGUGGGGAAGGCCAAGAAACCGGCCAAUUCGACCGCGGACGCCGGUGCCAAGCCGGCCAAGUCCGGCAAGAAGGCGCCGGUUGUCGCCGACGCGAAGGCGAACGCGACCGCCUUGAGCAAGGAGGCGGUGGCGGCGGAGGUGGAGGAGGACGUGGUGUUCGCGGAGGAGGCGGAGGGGACGGGCGACCUGAUCUCCGAGUUCCGGGGCCUGCCCGCGCGGCUGCAGGAGACGCUCAUGCCGGACCUGGCGCGCCUGUCGCACCACUCCAAGGCGUACCUGUCCGCGGCGAACGCCGGGAUAGCCGACGGCGUGCGCCCGAUCCUGGGUGGCCGGUGGGCGGCGGCGGCCGCCUCCGCGGCGUCGGUGCUGGUGCUCCUGCUGCCGCUCUUCAUGCUCACCGCGCUGGUCCGGCGCAUGGGCCCGUACCUGCCGCUCCUCCACCGCGCGCUGCUGCUGGCGCAGGCGUACCUCGCCAUCUACUUCGCGACGCUGGCGCUCGCCGCGGCCGCCACGGGCCUGGAGCCGCUCCGGUUCUUCCACGCGGCGUCCCCGGCCGCGUACGCCUGGACGCAGGCCGCGCAGUCGCUGGGGUUCAUGGGUUACCUCGUGCUCCAGAUGGUGGACCUCGUGGCGGUCUUCUCCGGCGCGGCGUCCCCCGAGGAGGACGGCGGCGGGGACGCCACCAAGGCGCUGGGCCUCGCGCAGAUGGUGGUGGGGCUCGCCGUCGGCCUGCACUACUACGCCGCGGUCUUCCACCGCGCCGCGGCGGGGGAGGCGCCCCGCGCCAACUGGCGCGUGUACGCCGUCUACGCGGCGUGCUUCGUCGUCGUGUGCGCCUGCGCGCGCGCCGAGAGGAGGAAGAAGGCCUACCUCGCCGGCACCGACGGCGCUGCCGAGGAGUGGAAGAAGAGCUGAGCAGAGCGAGGGAGGCGCCUGACGCCUGUGUGAAAAAAACAAAGGAAAGACAAAUAUGGCGGAAACCAAAGGGUGCCAAUGUAAGAAAGAAUGGCCAGAAUUUAACGAGGAGGAAAAAGGAGGGUACAAAAAGGAAAAGAAGAAGGGGGAAGCUGUUAUUUUCCUUUUUUUUUCCUUUCCUACAUUUAUUAUUUAUGUCUUCCCCUUUUCUUUUUAAAUUAUUGGUUUGGGUACAGAGGGAUAAAACUUGAUAAUGGGAGGAAAAUAAGGAUGGUAUCAAUCCUUUACUAAUGCGUAAGGAAUUAUGUUGCCCGGUGGGGAAAAUCCCCCGAGGCGACUGACCGAUGUUGAAUUUGUUGAAAAAUGGAGGUGUGAUUCUAGCGGUGUUUGUUCAUAUCAAAUAUAUGCGAAAUGUUUCUCUGUA